Molecule: messenger RNA, 852 nt
Organism: Odobenus rosmarus divergens (Pacific walrus)
Lineage: Eukaryota; Metazoa; Chordata; Mammalia; Carnivora; Odobenidae
Gene: CHP2
Product: calcineurin-like EF-hand protein 2
Exons: 7
Coding region: 1-591 (196 amino acids)
Molecular function (GO): calcium ion binding
Source: RefSeq, a predicted model, not a curated record
AUGGGCUCCCGCGGCUCCCACGCCGCGCGCAUUCCCGACGGGGACAGCAUCCGGCGGGAGACGGGCUUCUCGCAGGCCAGUCUGCUCCGCCUCUACCACCGGUUUCGGGCACUGGACAGGAACAAGAAGGGCUACCUGAGCCGCAUGGAUCUGCAGCAGAUUGGGGCGCUGGCCGUGAACCCCCUGGGAGAGCGCAUUAUAGACAGCUUCUUCCCUGACGGGAACCUGCGAGUGGAUUUCCCAGGCUUUGUCAGAAUCCUGGCUCAUUUUCGACCUGUGGAUGAUGAGGACCCAGGCAUGCGAGACCCCAGGGAACCUGAACCCCUCAACAGCAGAAUGAACAAACUUCGCUUCGCAUUUCAGCUCUAUGACCUGGAUCGAGAUGGAAAGAUCUCCAGGCAUGAGAUGCUACAGGUCCUCCGGCUGAUGGUUGGGGUGCAGGUGACAGAAGAGCAGUUGGAGAGCAUCGCGGACCGCACGGUGCAGGAGGCGGAUGAAGAUGGGGAUGGGGCCGUGUCCUUCCUGGAGUUCACCAAGUCCCUAGAGAAGAUGGACAUCGAGCAGAAAAUGAGCAUCCGGAUCCUGAAGUGACCCCCUUUGCGCCUCUGACUAGCUUACACAGACCAGUUCAGCCUGGGAUUUAUCUUCAGCCACCCAAGGGGCAGGGCCCCCAUAAACUGUAUUUUUGUGUCUAUGCUAAAUUCUAUUUAGGACCAAGGAGAGAAAGCCAGAAGGGCGUGUACUAAAUAAAGUCUAGUUCAUUUGAUCUCAGAUUUGUCAAUCAGCCAGCAAUCUUCUGGUUGCGAGCGACUGAAAACCCAACUUAUAGCGCCUUGGGUAAAAAAGGAAUUU